Molecule: messenger RNA, 2156 nt
Organism: Sphaerulina musiva SO2202
Lineage: Eukaryota; Fungi; Ascomycota; Dothideomycetes; Mycosphaerellales; Mycosphaerellaceae
Exons: 4
Coding region: 69-1580 (503 amino acids)
Biological process (GO): cyclic threonylcarbamoyladenosine biosynthetic process
Cellular component (GO): mitochondrial outer membrane
Molecular function (GO): tRNA threonylcarbamoyladenosine dehydratase activity; ubiquitin-like modifier activating enzyme activity
Source: RefSeq, a predicted model, not a curated record
CUUCACUCACUCACUUACUCACUCACUCAUGGUAGUCUUCUCCUGAAUAUUACCGUCCCGCGACCAACAUGUCCUCGUGGCUCACAGAUAUUGCCGGGUCACACAGAGUGCAGCUGGGAGUUACCGCUGUCCUCUCGGGAGUCCUCGCUGCGAGCGCUGUGAUCGGCCUGCAAGAGGCCAAAAGACGGUACGAUGUACACGACUUAAAAGACACGAUUCCGGACUUGAAAUCGCCACACCAGGUUGGCAGAAUUAACCACAUCGGAGGCGCCGAGCCAGAACACCACGAGAAGAACAGAGACGAUGAGAAAAGUGCAGCGCUCGCACGCAGAGCACGGCUAGGAGACUACGAUGAAGCUCUCGUCCUGGAGCAGCUGGCUCGAAACCGCGUCUUCUUGACAGAUGCUGGUCUCAAGAGCCUCCGGGAAGCAUUCGUGGUUGUUGUUGGAUGUGGCGGUGUCGGCUCACACGCUACAGCAGCCCUUGCUCGCUCUGGCUGUGGUAGGCUGCGAUUAAUCGAUUUUGACCAAGUCACCCUUAGCUCGCUCAACCGUCAUGCAGUGGCCACUCUUGCUGAUGUAGGAACGCCCAAAGUCAAGUGCCUGCAGAGACGGUUGGAGCAAGUCGUACCUUGGACGCACUUCGACUGCAGGAAUGAGCUGUUCAGCGAGGCUGUAGCGUCGAAGCAGCUCUCCUCCUGGGAAGAUGGUCAAGCGCCGACGUACGUGAUUGAUGCAAUUGACAACAUUGAUUCGAAGGUGGCCCUACUGCACUACUGCAAGACCCACAGCUUACCCGUCAUUUCUUCUAUGGGCGCCGGCUGUAAGUCCGAUCCGACACGAGUCUUCAUUGGAGACAUUUCUGUCUCGACAGAUGAUGCCCUGGCCGGUAGCACCAGGCGGAAGCUUCGCAAGCGUGGCGUCAAAGAUGGCAUACCUGUGGUCUUCUCAUCUGAGAAGACUGGACCGGGCAAGGCUCAGCUACUACCACUCCCAGAGGAAGAGUUUCAGAAGGGUGCUGUGGGCGAGCUAGGCGUGUUGCCUGAUUUUCGUGUGCGGAUCUUGCCAGUGCUGGGGACUAUGCCGGCGGUCUUCGGUCUAUGCGUUGCAAACCAUGUCAUGCUGGAGAUCUCGGGCUACCCACACGAAUACCUUCCGAACAAAUUGCGGGAGAAAAUGUAUGAGGGCAUCAUGGGACAACUGCAAGGCUUCGAAGAGAAGGUCGCAAGACAUCAAGGACUCGAUCCGAUCGGGUUACGGCUACCAAUCACAUCUGAUGAUGUUGGCUAUCUAGUCGAGGAGGUCUUCCAUGGUCGGAGUGCAGUCUCUGGCCUUGCUGCUCGGCUGGCACUGGUUCGAUGGCGAAGACCAGAGGGAGCCUGGAUUGACACGAAUACCCCUGGCCAGAAGUCAGACGUGCUCAAGCUGGAGGACUUGGUCUGUAUGACUAAGGAUGAGGCGACAAAGCAUGAGCAACUGGUCAUGAAGGAGGGCAAAGAUCCCAGCGAAAUUUACGCUCCAGCAGUAGUGGAAUUGAUAGAGAAGCGGCUGGAAGAGGAGCGCCGCAUCACGCACCCGUAGUUUCCAGCUUCGACACUGUCUCGGAUGCUGAUGAAGGUUGUCCACUUCUCUUCUCCUCCUCACAUGCACCGUGCACAAGUACUUGGUAACCAUUCGAACUUCAUCUUCCGAGCAUCUCCCUAGUGUGCCUUUUUCACUUCCGUCUUCCCCGGUCCAGCAUAUCGAUGGCGACACAUCGUCGCCACUCCAACACUGCUGCGCACAGCGUCCUUCCUCCUGCGACUUUGAACGCAAUAUUUGUUAUGAGACAAUACCUGGACGACCUCGAAUCGAGAAGAUUUGGGGCCACAUUUCUCUCGGAGUGACAUAGACAAAUGCGCUGCAGCAAUGUGCGGACCGGACAAGUACGCACGGUAUCUGUAGCCGCUGCCACAAUAAGUAGCGGUGUACUUGGCGUAGCUCAAGCGAAUUGGGAGCCGAUUUGCAAGACCUGCGACCAAUAGCGACCUACAGGAAUCUGCAGAGAGUGUAGCCGUUGCUGAGUAGAGGCAAGGCACGGCAAUCGGGCAAUCAGUGCUACCACGAGCAGGAGAAUCGAGCUCGACUAGCCAGUCUGGAUAAUGGAAAAGCCUUUAC